CGCGCGGUGCGGCGGCGCGUCCUCUCCGCAGCGUCAAACAGGCUUCCUGCUCCUCACAGCACCGCGACACAGGGAGAGGGGAAGAGACAGGUCGACCUGCCUCAUAUCCACCGUGACCCAAGCAGCUGAGAGGAGCGACAGACGGAGAGGAAGGACGGAAGGAGGAAGAUUAUCCUGACUCCCUCCUCCUCCUCCUCCUCCUCGGAGUGCUGCAGCUUCUUCUGCGGUAACGGACCGUACAGUAUCAGUGGACGGCGCCAGGAGACAGCACGAGCUUAUAAUAAGCUUGCUAAAAUGACGGGACCGUUGUGUGGCUGAGGGGACGGUGACAGAGAGCAUGCUGCUGUUCGUGUUUGGCUGAAUGAGGAAACAUGAUGACCAUCCUCAGCUCGGUGUGUCCUGUCAACAUCAGACCUUCUGAAGCCUCCUCACUCCUCUGCUAGCAGAGCUGAAGGAGCUGGGCUUCGUUACAACCACACUCUGAGUCUACAGGAAAAGCAAAACAACUGCAAGGGAUCCCAGCGUGAGGCCGCUCCACGUUUCCAGGAUACAGUUUCCCCUCCACGAUGGUGAGUCACGCCCCCUCUCUGUUGGACCGUUUCUGUGAAUAGCCGGUUGCUCAAAGGCGAAAGGAUCUCAGCUCAGCGCCUGAAUAAAGCCCUCUUCCCUCAGCACAGCGUGGGAGAGGGUGCCACUGCUGUGCUGGUGUGGCAUCUCUGCAGGCUGAUAACUGGAAUGAAAGCAGUGUUGGGCGAUCAACUUUCUCUCUGAGCUGCUCACCUUUCACACAGCGGGGCCGGGACUGUCAGCGGGACGACAGAGAGACUCUCACACAGACAGGAUCAGCUGAGCGGGACAGAGGAGAGGCUGGAAACAUCUUUAUAAGAUUUAGGAGGCAUACAAGAGUCAUGCUAUUGUUUGGAUGACCUCUUCACUGGAUUAAGCCUCUUCAGCUGACAUUUUUUCAUCCCAGUCGGGGCCCAGUGGGGCUGUUUGGUGGGAACAAGGUGACCUGGUGUUGAUUCUUCUGCUUUAUGAGUUUUCAUCACAGGGACAGUGUGUCUGAGUGGCAGGUGGAGCCAGCAUGGCCAAGCCUCUGCUGAAGAUACAGCGUUAUUUCCGCAGGAAGCCUGUCCGCUUCUUCUCCCUCAUCCUCCUCUACCUGACAGCUGGCAGCCUCGUCUUCCUGCACUCUGGCUUCGUCGGGGACGGCAGCUCGGGCGGCAGAGGGAGCCGGGACUCUGUGGUGUCUUCAGGGACUUCGUCGGCUGACACUCGGGGGCUCAGCAUCAUGAGCAGAGUGUUCAAGGAGACACGCAGGUCUGGGUGGAGGUACGGCCCCCCGUGGAUGAAGAAGACCAGGCAGGAGGGCAAGACGGUGCGCAGAGGGGGGGACUAUACCAACAACUGGAACCGUGCACUUAAAGGACGCAAUGCCAAAGACAUAGACGAUGGAAGAGCGAAAUAUAUCGGCUGUUAUGUGGACGACACACAGAAAAGAGCACUGAGAGGAGUUUCCUUUUUCGACUACAAGAGGAUGACUGUAUUUCGUUGCCAGGACAACUGUGCAGAAAGAGGCUACAUGUAUGCAGGUCUAGAGUUUGGAGCAGAGUGUUAUUGUGGCCAUAAGAUCCAGGCGCCCAAUGCUUCAGACAGCGAGUGUAACAUGGAGUGUAAAGGAGAGAAGAACAACCAGUGUGGAGGAGCCAACAGGCUGUCCAUCUACAGACUGGAGCUGAGCCAGGAGUCUGCACGCCGCUAUGGCAGCGCUAUUUUCAAAGGAUGUUUCCACCGACCUGACAACGUCACUGUGGCGCUUCCCUUCAGCGCCGUCAUCCAGAACAUGUCUGUGGACAAGUGUGUGGACAUGUGCACAGAGAGGGAGAAAACCCUGGCCGUCCUGGCUGGAGAUCGAUGCCUCUGCGGCUUCCCAACUCCUCUCUUCUCACUGCAUGAGCCGGAGGACGAAGGCAUGUGUCUGCACCGCUGCCACAGCGAGGAGUUUGAGAGCUGUGGGAAUGAGGAGUACUUUGUGGUGUACCAGACGCAGGUUCAAGAUAACCGCUGCAUGGACCGUCACUUCCUGUCCACUCGUGCCAAGCAGCUUGUCGCCCUCGCCAGUUUCCCCGGGGCCGGAAACACAUGGGCUCGCCACCUCAUAGAGCUCGCCACUGGCUUCUACACCGGCAGCUACUACUUUGAUGGAUCUCUUUAUAAUAAAGGGUUUAAAGGGGAGCGGGACCACUGGAGGAGCGGGAGGACGAUCUGCAUUAAGACACACGAGAGCGGCAGGAAGGAGAUCGAAGCCUUUGACUCGAGCAUCCUCAUGAUCCGAAACCCAUACAAAGCCCUCAUGGCAGAGUUUAACAGGAAAUACGGCGGCCAUAUUGGAUUUGCCUCCCAGGCUCACUGGAGAGGGAAAGAGUGGCCAGAGUUCGUGAGGAACUACGCCCCCUGGUGGGCAUCCCACACGCUGGACUGGCUGACUUACGGGAAGAACGUCCACGUGGUCCACUUCGAGGAUCUGAAGAGGGACCUGUUCGCCCAGCUGAAAGGGAUGGUCCAGUUUUUAGGGUUGAGGGUUUCUGAGGACCGUCUGCUCUGCGUGGAGGGACAGAAGGACGGAAACUUUAAACGAUCAGGGCUAAGAAAGCUGGAAUAUGACCCGUACACUCCUGAAAUGAGAGCGAGCAUCGACGAACUGAUCAGAACAGUCGACGCUGCCUUGAAGAAGAGGAAAAUGUCCGGAGUUCCAGAGGAGUACAUGCCGAGAUGAUACACGUCAUCUCUGUUUCUCUUUUUUCUCCUUUAUUUGGACCGUUCUGUCAGCGGACUCUGCAACAUUCUUUGUAGGACAGCUUUAAUACUUUAUUUUUUCUCUACAGUCACAUUGAUUGAAGCUAAUGAGAGUCUCUUCUUUUUCACUUUUCAUUAUCUUUUACAUUCUCAGUUGGACUUCUGCAGCAUUCACAUAAAAAAACUGUUUUGAACUUUUUGGUUUGAAUGAAAAGCACUUCUUAACCUGCUCUAUGCACAUGUGCUGUUGGGCGUGUGCACAUGCCUUAACAUGUAGAAGGUACCAUAGCUGUGACUGCAGACUGUGCUGGGUGAUUUGUUGCCAGUGAUCCAAACAUUUGACCCAUAAAAGAUACUAAAAAUACUUCAAAGUAGGGUUGUCAUGAUACUGGAAUUUUAAACUCUGAUAUAAUAAUCAUAAAAAUAAAAUCGUAUUGAUAAAGGUUUAACACCAUAGCAGCAAAACUGGUAGACACCAAUAUUUGGUGCCACAAAAUCUGGAUUAUCAGAUGCAGUCUUUUGGUAGACAUCUCUUUGGGAGAAUAAAGUUCCAACUUAGCAAUUUCCUUUGUUUUGGUGAAGUCCACAAUAUUCAGUUUCUGCACGUGUGCAGCUUUUAGUACCAUCUAUUUUAACCAGACUGAGUUUGUGAUCGCCAGCUAACCGUACACUGGUUAAGCUGUUUGUCUGUAAUAAUACUGAUGAUGGCGCGCAGACCAACAGCCCAAAAGUUGCUCUGCAGACCUCCUCUGAUCCCGUGUUGUCUUUUAUUCUGGAGUUUUUAAUCCAACAUAUGCUUCUUAAAUUUUAUUUUCUAAAAGUUCCAAUAGGUAUAUUCAAAUCUUAGUCUAAAGCAAGGGUGUCAAACUCAAUCACAGCAGGGUCUGGAUUCUGGAUUCAAGUCUAACCUGAAGGCCUACCAGGGUCACCUUUUUAACCAUAAACUGUUAACCUCAUUUCACCAGUAAUAAAAUAUGA
Messenger RNA from Cheilinus undulatus (humphead wrasse), 3774 nucleotides. It is a transcript of the gene wscd2, whose product is annotated as WSC domain containing 2. The record is from RefSeq and is a predicted model, not a curated record. Gene Ontology annotation, molecular function: sulfotransferase activity. Lineage: Eukaryota; Metazoa; Chordata; Actinopteri; Labriformes; Labridae. Bases 1085 to 2776 code for a protein of 563 amino acids. The transcript is spliced from 11 exons.